CCUAAGCGAAUAUGCAAGCGUCAGCAAAGCGUCCCAACAAAAAUCGGCGUCCCCAUAUGACCCGCCCGAACACCCGCUGCCCUGCGAGUCAUCAAACCCACCGAUCCACCCCCAACUCCUUGAAUCACAGCCUCUUGAGCGAAGGUCCGCGUGGCAUCUUGGGCUUGCUCUCGUACAGCUGGCAGUCUCUCCGAUUAGACCAAUAAAGAAACCGAGGUCCCUUUCAGUUCCUCUCCAAUCACACACGCCCGCUGCCCGGCCUUAUUUAACUCCGACCUUCCUUCAAAACCGACCACCGACGCAACACAUCGACCACCACUAGAGAUUCCGUCGCCAUCGCUGCCCACAAUGGAUUUCUUCGCUCAACCGUGUCCGCCGAUACUCGCACCCAUCCGCGCCUACGCCGAGGUCUUUGCCGAGCAGACGUCGCUCCCAUCGCUGCCCCAGCACACGCACCAGGUGCUCGGCGCCUUCGCCGUCUACCACUUGAUCUACCAAGUGAUCUCUCCGAUCCUCUCCCGCCUGAUUCUCCCCAGCCAUUACAACAAGUUCCCGCGGCGAACACAGGUGAACUGGGACGUCCAUGUCGUGUCCUUCAUACAGAGCGCGUUCAUCUGCGCACUCGCGUUAUGGGGGAUGCUCACCGACGGCGAUCGCCAAGUUGCUGCUGCGGCGGUCGGUGACGAGGGUGCGCUUUACAGAGUCUUUGGGUACACCGUCACCGGCGCUGCGGUUCAGGCCUACGCGACGGGAUACUUCCUCUGGGAUCUGAUGAUCAGUGUGUACUAUGUCGACAUCAUGGGGUGGGGAUUCGUUGCGCACGCCGUUUCGGCUCUGGUGGUCUAUGCUCUUGGAUUUCGCCCAUUCGUCAACUACUAUGCACCGAUCUUCAUCCUCUUCGAGCUCUCGAGCCCAUUCCUCAACAUCCACUGGUUCUGCGACAAGCUGAACCUGACGGGCUCCAUCUACCAACUCGUCAACGGCUUCUUCCUGCUGGGCACCUUCUUCUGCUGCCGCAUUCUCUGGGGCACCUAUAACUCGGUGCUGGUUUUCCGCGACAUCUUCUACGUGUACGCGCACCCGGCGGUGGCCUCGCCCGAGGCUCUCAUCGCCGCCGAGGCGCUCAGCGGCGAGAAGAUGGUUGCGCACCCGUUCGCCGGCAUGCAAGUGCCGCUGUGGCUGGCCAUCGUCUACCUCGGCUCGAACCUCACGCUGAACGGGCUGAACUACUACUGGUUCUCGCGGAUGAUCGUCACGGUCACCGCCCGAUUCACGCAGCCGAAGAAGGUCAAGACUAACGCCGAUGUCGACGAGAAGUUGCGCGUCGAGGGAUCCAACGUCGAUCUUGCUACGCCCGCCGAGAUUGCGGGCGAGAAUGCGAGGAGGAGGAUCAAGAUGAAGGCUGGGCAAUAGAUAAACUCUUACUCUAGCUACUGGGGCGUCUUGGAGUUUGGUCCGGAAGGGAAGGAACAGUGGCCUAUGUCAUUGAAACGGGGUUCUUUUUUUGUUUCUGGUGUUUUGCUUGUCCGUAUCGUAGGUUCACUGGUCGCUCGGGGGUGGGGGUUAGAUAUCGGAGGCACUCUGUUAUGUACCUUUUGUAGAUUUGGUAUUUACGUUCGCGAUUCCGUGUUUCUGCUGCCUGUUCUCCGGAUUCUUGUAUGACAUGAUGCGGUGCGAUUUUGCCGAGUGACGGCUGCGAAGUAGGGCUAUACAUACAUGAUUUAUUGAUGUA
Messenger RNA from Tricharina praecox, 1732 nucleotides. RefSeq names its product TLC domain-containing protein. Lineage: Eukaryota; Fungi; Ascomycota; Pezizomycetes; Pezizales; Pyronemataceae. Gene Ontology annotation, cellular component: endoplasmic reticulum; membrane. The record is from RefSeq and is a predicted model, not a curated record. The transcript has 2 exons. Gene Ontology annotation, biological process: lipid homeostasis. Bases 349 to 1413 code for a protein of 354 amino acids.